AUGGAAAAGAAACAAAGCGAUGAGCAUGAUCACUUCAUGAAUGUUAUCAGAAGAAAAAGGCAAUUUGAUGCUAGACAUCAUAGAAUUCGUGUUCUACGAGCUAAGAGAGCCAAGGCAUUGGCGGCAAUGAACAAAGAAAAUGCAUGUCAAACUCAACCCCCUGCUGAUACUAUAUCUUCGCAUUUCAGAUUACCACUAUCUUCUAUUUCUCCAAAUAUUCCAAGUUCCACCAUAACUGAUCGAAAUACACAGCAGAAAACUCACAAUGUAUCAACAUUGAAUACAUUGCCAAGUUCAUUAGCAAAAAAACGCCCAAGAGUUGUUUCUGUAAAGAACAUUAACAAUUUAGGAGUUAACCUCAGAAGGAGAUUUGAUAACCAGUUUAUGAGCGGUGCGACGGCAUCUUCAAGCCAUACACCUAAUCCAGAUUCCAGCACCAACGAACUUUUCCAAGAUGACAGUGAAGGGGAUGAAGGUUCCGGUAAUUCUUCAGAUGCCUGCAGUUCAGUUUCCAACUAUUCAAACGACGAGCAUGAAGUAGGUUUUGACACUGACAUUGAAGAAGUAGAUGUUCAAAGAUCAGGAGAAUACUACGAUUUAGGUGACCCAUCAUGUGAGUGUCAGCAAUGUGGUGCAAAUAUGUGGUAUAUGGAGAGGAAAAACAAGUCUCGACAUUCUGCUAAUCCUAAGUUCUCAAUGUGUUGUGGAGAAGGAAAGGUUCAAAUACCUUUGUUGAGACAACCUCCACCCGUAUUGCAGAGCCUGUUGUUUGAACAAAACGAAAGUGAAUCAAAAAUAUUCCAACAACAGAUUCGUCUUUACAAUAUGAUGUUCGCAUUUACUUCUCCGGGUGCUAAAAUGGAUAACAGAUUUAAUAAUGGUAGAGGUCCCCCUAACUAUCGUAUUCAAGGUCAAACAUGUCAUCGUAUAGGCAGCAUGUUACCUUUGCCAGGUGAAAAGGCCCGUUUUGCCCAACUAUAUAUAUACGAUACUGAACAUGAAGUUCAGAAUAGAUUUGAUAUUUUCAGAAAAAGGGACGGAGUUGAUAUUAAUAUAGUUGAAAAGUUGUCUUCAAUGUUAUAUGAACAUAAUGUUCAUGCUCAGUCAUUCAAGAUGGCAAGGGACAUACUUUCUCAAGGAAAUGUUGCAGAUCUAAAACUCCGUCUCAUUUCUGAUCGUCAAAAUGAUGGAAGAAUAUAUAAUCAACCAACAGUUUCAGAAGUUGCUGCUCUCAUUGUUGGUGAUGUUGAUACUGCCGAAAAAAGGGAUAUUAUAAUGCAAAAACAAUGUGGCCAACUUCAGAGAAUAGAUGAAUAUCACACUUCUUAUUUGGGUUUUCAAUAUCCUUUACUUUUCCCUUACGGCGAAGAUGGUUACAGACCAAACAUACGGCAUCGCAAUAAAGGAUCUACAGCGGAUGCAACCAAGAGAAACAGACUUACAAUCAGAGAGUGGUUCGCCUUUAGGAUUCAGUCAAGAAAAAACGAGGCACAGACAAUUCUCAGGUCAAGGAGGUUAUUUCAACAGUUUUUGGUAGAUGGUUUUACAAUGAUGGAAUCCGAGAGACUUCGAUGGUUAAGAAAGAAUCAGUCAAAACUACGAGUAGGGAAGUAUGAUCAUCUUGCAGAUGCUAGGACAAAUGGACAUACACGUGGUGCAGCUACAGGGAAAAGAGUUGUCCUACCUUCGUCGUAUGUUGGAAGCCGUAGAUUUAUGGAUCAGUUAUAUUUCGAUGGCAUGGCAAUUUGUAGUUAUGUUGGAUUUCCUGAUUUGUUUAUUACAUUCACAUGUAAUCCCAAUUGGCCAGAAAUACAGCGCGUAUUAAGUUCUACAAAUCUGAAAGCGUCUGAUCGUCCGGAUCUCAUAACAAGAAUCUUCAAAUUGAAAUUUGAUUCGUUACUGUCCGAUUUGACUAAAAAGAGUAUCAUGGGAAAGGUUCUUGCGUAUAUGUACACAAUUGAGUUCCAAAAAAGAGGGUUGCCCCAUGCGCACAUAUUAAUUUUCCUUCAUCCGUCGAGCAAGUACCCAACACCCGCUGACAUUGAUCGUAUCAUAUCAGCAGAAAUACCAAACAAAGACACCGACGAAGAGUUAUAUAACUUGGUCAAAUCUCACAUGAUACACGGACCUUGCGGAAAUGCUUUUCGUAAUUCUACGUGUAUGAAGGAAGGAAAAUGUUCUAAAUACUUCCCUAAAGAUUUCAGACGUGAUACGAUCGUUGAUCAAGAUGGAUAUCCGGUGUAUAGACGAAGGGACAACGGACACACAGUUUCUAAGAAUGGAAUUGAGAUUGAUAACAGAUUUGUUGUUCCUUACAAUGCAAAGUUAUUGUUGAAGUACAGAGCUCAUAUUAAUAUGGAAUGGUGCAAUCAAAGCACAUCCGUCAAAUAUUUGUUUAAAUACAUCAACAAAGGAUACGACAGAAUAACUGCUGCAAUUGUCAUGAAUGAAGAUGGAUCUGUUUCGCAACACGAAACCGUCGAUGAAAUAAAGCAGUAUAUUGACUGUAGGUACGUUUCUCCAAGUGAAGCUGCUUGGAGAAUUUAUGGUUUUUCCAUUCAUGGAAGAAAACCAGCUGUAGAAAGACUUCACUUUCAUGGGGAGGGACAAAAUUCUGUUUUUUAUACUGAUGUCAGUCCCAUUACCAAAGUCCUUGAUAAACCGAGCGUUACUGAGUCGAUGUUCACUUCAUGGUUUGAAGCAAACAAGAAAUACGACGAAGCGCGCCAACUAACGUAUAGCAAUUUUGUUUCAAAGUUUGUAUACGUUAAGAAAAAAAGAGAGUGGAAACCCAGACAAAAGGGAUACACAAUUGGAAGACUAAUUUGGGUUCCUCCAACUACCGGGGAGUUGUACUAUCUAAGGAUGAUGCUAACACAUGUGAAAGGGCCGAAAAGCUACGAUGAAAUAAAGACAGUAAACAAUGUUAGGUACGAUACUUUCCGUGAUGCAUGUUUUGCUAUGGGAUUUAUUGGGGAUGAUCGAGAAUUCAUAGCUGCAAUAACAGAAGCAUUUCAUUGGGGUUCUGGACAUUAUUUGAGAUUACUUUUUGUUCACAUGUUAUUGUCAAGUAGCAUUAAUAGGCCAAAGCAUGUAUGGAGUAAAACUCAACAUCUGUUAUCUGAUGGAAUUCUGUAUUCUCAGCAAAGGAUUGCAAACAACAGAGAUCUGCGCCUAACAAAUGAAGAAAUUCUCAAUCUGACGUUGAUUGAAAUUGAAAAACUUCUCCAACGCAGUAGAAAGAGUUUAAGUGAUUUUCCUGGAAUGCCAAAACCACAUGGUUACAUAAAUGAGGAGCUUGGAAAUAAUUUAAUUUACGAAGAGAGAAACUACGAUCCUGCUGAACAACUUCAACAGUUUAAUACGCUGUAUAAUAACCUCACAGAUGAACAAAGAGAUGUGUUCAAACAAAUCUUGACAGCUGUCGAUACCCAGAACGGAGGGGUAUUCUUUUUGUAUGGAUACGGCGGUACAGGGAAAACAUACAUGUGGAGAACAUUAGCUUCCUACAUAAGAUCAAGAAGACAAAUAUGCUUGACAGUUGCCUCUUCAGGUAUUGCAUCCCUUUUGCUCCCCGGUGGUCGAACGGCACAUUCGAAAUUUAAAAUUCCGAUCCCCACACUUGAAUCUUCGACAUGCGACAUUAACAAGGGUAGUGACAGGGGUAACAUGCUAAAAUUAUCUAAAUUGAUAAUUUGGGAUGAAGCUCCCAUGUGUCACAAAUUUUGUUUUGAAGCUUUGGAUAAAACACUCAGAGAUAUCAUGGGUGGAACCAGGUCAUCUGAUAAAAUAUUUGGUGGGAAGGUAAUUGUGUUUGGUGGGGAUUUCAGACAGAUUCUACCGGUUAUUCCAAGAGGCAGCCGUUCAGAUAUAAUUCAUGCAACUAUCAAUUCAUCAUACAUUUGGGAUCAUUGUAAGGUUCUGAAACUUACAAAAAACAUGAGGCUUCAGCAAUCUGGGACGACCAUAUCGGCAUCCGAGUUAGAACGGUUUUCAAAUUGGAUAUUAAAAGUUGGAGAUGGAAAACUGGCAGAACCUAACGAUGGCUAUGCUGAUAUUGAUAUCCCAGCAGAUAUUUUGAUAUCUAAUUUCGAUGAUCCCCUUCGAGCCAUAUUCGAAAACACUUAUCCAAAUUUUGAAGCUAAAUUCAAUAAUGUAGCUUUUCUGCAGUCAAGGGCAAUAUUGGCUGGAACAAUUGAGACAGUAGAUGAAAUAAAUCACUAUGUAUUAGACAAUCUUCCAGGGGAUGAAAAAGAAUACCUAAGCUCUGAUUCAGUCGACACGCAUGAUGGUGAUGGCAAUGAAUGUUUUGAUGUUUUAACUCCUGAGUUUCUGAAUGGACUGAGAACGUCGGGACUUCCUAAUCAUAGGAUCAGAUUGAAAGUAAAUACUCCAAUCAUGCUGCUCAGGAAUAUUGAUCAAGCAGAAGGCUUAUGCAAUGGAACACGUCUAAUCGUUACAAGAUUGGCUGAUCAUGUCAUCGAAGCUAAAAUCAUUUCAGGCAAGAACAUCGGCGGUAUCAUUUAUAUUGCCCGAAUGGACAUUACUCCAACGCAGACGCCAUGGCCAUUCAGGAUGACACGAAGACAGUUUCCUAUAACAGUCUGUUAUGCUAUGACUAUUAAUAAAUCUCAAGGUCAGUCUUUGGAUCAUGUUGGCAUAUAUUUACCGAGGAGCGUAUUCAGCCAUGGCCAGUUAUAUGUUGCAGUUUCAAGAGUAAAGAGCAGAAAAGGCCUUAAAAUCUUGAUCCAUGAUAAGGAGAAACUUCCAUUGACCACCACAACAAAUGUUGUCUUCAAAGAAGUGUUUGAAAAUGUGUAG
Molecule: messenger RNA, 4821 nt
Organism: Vicia villosa (hairy vetch)
Lineage: Eukaryota; Viridiplantae; Streptophyta; Magnoliopsida; Fabales; Fabaceae
Exons: 9
Coding region: 1-4821 (1606 amino acids)
Biological process (GO): telomere maintenance; DNA repair
Molecular function (GO): DNA helicase activity
Source: RefSeq, a predicted model, not a curated record